CUGUUAUAUUAUUCAACGUUUGUCUACUGUGCAAUCAGUUCCUCUUGAACCGCUCGCGUUUAAACUGACUAGAAAGCAGAGAUCCACUCGGUGAUAUAGUGAAUUUAUUAUUAUUGAUUAACAUUGACAUCAAACGAGGUCUUAUUAGCUGAGAUCGGAAAGAAAGGUGCUUGCGAUGAGUAAGGUUUUCGUUUACGUUUUGGACAAAGUUGUAUGGAUGCUGCUCAUCGCUGCCCUUACAACGCAAGCUCUUCAAAUAGCUGGUAUAUUAGAAUCACCAAAGGGGUUACAAGAAAUUACAUAUUCAAAAGGAAAUGAUUACAGUUUUCAACUAUCGGUAGGACCUGAAAAUAGAGGAAAGAGAGAGACCUCAGACAGAUCAAAAUUAAUCGAUAGCCUAUUUAAUAUCCCCAUACAGACGUUGACAGCUGUAAAUAAUCUGGUUCAAAGCUCCCGUCCAGCUUUUCGAAGUAUCCGGGAUUACGCGGUCAAACGAUUCAUGGACAGUAGGAAGAAAACCACUACAACAGAAGCACCUUCAGAAUCUAACCUGCAGAAGAGGUCUUAUCCGGUAUACGUCAGACCCAAAGAAGAUGAAGAAAAGUAUAAAGUAAAUGUUAUCACGAAGAAUUAGUGAAUAAUUGUAAUAUUGAUUGAGAGAAGCUCAUAGAAGAGAACUGAAAGAGUUAUAAGGAUUUGUUUUAGAAACUAAAAAUGACGUCAGGUAGUGUUAAAAAUGACAUACAGAAAUCCCAUCAACCUUCUAUGUGCUACCUACAAUAAUAAAAAGAAAUAGCAAGUGCAUAAAUCAUUAAAAAGUUAGUAAAAUUGAUUUUCAACUGUAUAAGUUAGUAUAUGAUCUUUACAAACAUAUUUAAAAAGAAAAUUGCAUAUUUUUAGUACAACAGUACAAAAUACUGUACUGAUAUUAUCUGUAACCAUUGUAAGUUUUUAAAUUAUCGCCAUGUAUUUUUAAUUUCCAAUGCAGUUAACUCCAGAAUGUCAAUUGUUAAUAAUCAGUGCCUUAAUAUGUAUAAGAGUUGUAUCAUAAAAAUCAUUUAAAAAAUUAUCAUACAUUUUGAUAUAAUUUAAAUUUUAGUUCAUUCAAUAUUCGAUAUAAAAAUAUUCAAAACCUCCAUUCUAACUUAAAAUCUUAGAUAAAAGAGACCAGAGAUAUAACAUACACCGGUUUUAAACCUGCGCAAAUGUUGCCAGUUUCUAAAGAAGGGUUAACGGAGUGGGGGAACUGGGCGGCGACACGCGGCGACCCGAACUCUGUGACAGGGACCGGACUUUGUUUAUUAGCAUUUUAAUGAACUAUUAGGUUUAUUUAAAAGGUGUUUAAUCGAAUUUUGUAUUAUGAAAUCAAAUUAUCGUGAUUUUUUAAUAUCAAACAGAUGCCACGACAUUUUAUGUAAAGAGAAGACCUUUUAUAGAAUAUUUCGUUAGCGUUUAUUUACUACGGACUUUUCUGCAAGAGAUUACAGUAAAAUGUUGAAAUAGAAUAUAUUGUUAAUAGAGCAAAAAAUGUUACUCAUUGUCUACGAGUAUUAUAAAAAUAGCAUGUGCGCAGGCUAAUACUGCAAAUCUACCCUUAUGAGUUGAACAUUAUAUUUUUUCUACGGCUAUUACAUAUUAUUAAAAAUUAGUCAAAAUGAGAAAAUGCUGUUUUGUAUUGUAACCUCAGAAAAAGUAUAUUAAGGUUUCUUUCUUUAAGAAUAUUAAUUAUUAUAAAGGACGAGUCACAUAAAACUCUAGAAAUGCAUAUGUCUGAAAUCAGAUAACAUUUUAAAAUUUAAAUCUAUUAAAAGUCAUUUGGUCGCUAGGG
This is a messenger RNA of Psylliodes chrysocephalus, 1828 nucleotides long. The record is from the annotation of a GenBank genome assembly. Lineage: Eukaryota; Metazoa; Arthropoda; Insecta; Coleoptera; Chrysomelidae.